ACUUGUUAUACACACAUGUUCAAAUCCAGAGGCGGAAACUACAGAUAUGCCCCUUGGGUCUACUCUUGACAAUUUGAAAUUUUCUGCCUUUUAAUUUUCAUUAUAAUUUCCGAACAUGAUAACAGCAAUCUAGUUUUAAAACAUCGGGAACGCAGCGGAACGGGAACUUUAUAAUUAUAUUAUACCCUCUAUUCCUACUGUGUAUUCAGAGCUGUAGCCAGGAGGUGUACAUCAAAUCACUAUAAUACUGCACCAAUCGAAACCCGCUUUUUUGAUCGCUAACCUAAGUACAACAGCACAACAGGUUAAGUUUAUAUUUUUUUGUUAGGAAGAAUUUUUUAUUGUCCAUUUUUGUCAUGAGAUUCGUUCUGAUCGGUGGACGGUGCUGACUGCCGAUUGUCCAUGAAAAACCUCUUCAGUUUCUAUUGCGUCUCCGAGGUUAUUAAGGUCCUAUUUUUGCUCGCAUUGAAGCCGGGACAUUGCUAUUUGCUAUUGCUAGUGUUUCUUAGUUAAUCAAUCAGUGAUACUCACUAUUUAAGAGCAGCCGACCAGUAUACUUUGUUAAAACAUGACACACUACUUUUAAACGUCAAUAUCAAUGAUGAUGUCACAAAGUAGUGUCCCAACUAGUUCGACAGCAAGACGGAGAUUCUCGUUGCUUUGAUUGACUGACUGAAGUUAGWACUGUGUUGAUCUACUCUUUUACUAGACUCCAAGAGUGAAAUCACCGAGCUCAAUCUUGCAAUGAACUUAACCCAAGUCACACGCCCAACACAGUACCAGACCUCCACGACUAUUCAACAUAAUAAUCAAGUCCCGGAUGAAAAGCCGUACUGGUAUUGGAUAGUGGUGAUCAUAAUUGGYUGUGUAACAACAUUUGGUAAUUGGUUGGUUAUUUACGUUAUUCUCACACGUCGUCGACUCCAGACGAUAGCUAAUUGGUACAUACUAUCAUUAGCGAUCUCUGAUCUGCUUAUUGGUGUGUUCGUAGUUCCAUCCGCGGUCGCUCAUGAAAUGGUSACCAUUCCUCAUUUUCCUAUUUGGGUAAUGUUCUAUAAUUCCUUGUUCUAUGUGUCGGUUGGAAACCUUUGCGUGAUGACUUUAGAUCGUUACAUUGCUGUAACGCAACCUUUUCGUUACUUCACCGUGAUGACCAAUCGGAGGGUGAUUUUAAGUGUAGCGUUAGCAUGGCUCGUUCCCAGUCUUAUUGGUUUGCUUCCGAUCACGUGGCACCACAUUAGUAACAUAUCGCGCAAAUCAUACAUUGAUCGCGUGUACUAUUCGGCUAUUGUCAUUGGACUAGAAAUAAUCCCGUGCGUCGUCAUGGUGAUCAUCUACGCUCGAUUAUUCGUCAUUGCUCGGAAACAUUCACGACAAAUUACAGCUCACAGAAAAGCUUGCUUCGAAAGUCAGUCGGAAUAUAGUCGGGUGGCAUUCGGGCGAGAUUCCAGUGUUUCGUACUCGCAUCGYCGGGAACAGCGAUCCAAUCUGAAAGCCUUUGCGACUAUCUUGUUGAUGUUUGUCGCUUGCUGGACUUURUCGGCUUAUAGAACACUUUGUAAUUACAGGCUUGUACAGUGUACAGCAGUGACAACUCUUUUGACACAGAUUUCCCGUAUUCUGAUGUUCCUAAACACCGCUUUGAACUUCAUAGUCUAUGCUAUACUAAAAGCAGACAUACGCAAAGAAUUUUGGGUAGUUUUGAGGAAUUCUUUCAAAACUUUUCAGAGAAUUGCAUAAUCUUCAUUGCAGCCAACACGUACUAAUCUGUGCAAAUGAUUUUAACUAUUUAUAACAGUUUAUUUACUAUUUAACAAUUGGUACGACAAAUCGCACUCUUUCAUCUGCACUUGCAUCCMUGUGGGACAUUACAUGUCAACACAUGAUAUAUAUUGUAAGAAGAUCGACCAUACUGAGUGCACAUGCGCAAUCCUGGAAUAAAUUGUAGUUUUGUUAGCAUUUUUUUCAUUCAAAAGCCUAGAAAGAUUAAGAUAUAUUAACACAAGAAUGUCAAUAUUUGAAAGCUCUGAGCGUGUGCUUUUUUAGGCCUUUCUUUUUUUACUUAUUUGAUGUGCGGUACUAUCCUGACUGAUGAAAGCGGAUGUAGGAUUGAUGAUGUGGAAAAGCGGAGAAGUGGGUAUACAAGAGAUAUAACCGAUCUAUACAAAGCCUCAGGUGUGAGAGUGGGUUUCGCGGCCCAAACUCAUGCUUAUUUAGUCUUACACUUACAGCUUU
Messenger RNA from Exaiptasia diaphana, 2235 nucleotides. Its product is annotated as D(5)-like dopamine receptor. Gene Ontology annotation, cellular component: membrane. Gene Ontology annotation, biological process: G protein-coupled receptor signaling pathway. The coding region runs from base 745 to 1740 and encodes 331 amino acids. NCBI's taxonomy places the organism in Eukaryota, Metazoa, Cnidaria, Anthozoa, Actiniaria, Aiptasiidae. The transcript is spliced from 2 exons. The record is from RefSeq and is a predicted model, not a curated record. Gene Ontology annotation, molecular function: G protein-coupled receptor activity.